Molecule: messenger RNA, 1434 nt
Organism: Cuscuta epithymum
Lineage: Eukaryota; Viridiplantae; Streptophyta; Magnoliopsida; Solanales; Convolvulaceae
Source: the annotation of a GenBank genome assembly
CUAGAAAAAAGCAAAACUAUCUACCUUUGGGUCAUAGCAUUGCACGUGUGUUUUUAUUUCUCCUACUAAGCAGAGCAUCUUUUGGAAUCUAUUGAUAUGAAGUGGGAUGUACUAUUGACCUAAGAAAGGUUAAGUUUGUGUUUAAACCAUUUUAUGAUUGUUGUGCUAAGAAGUUUGAUGUGUGUUUGUUUUUUGUGGCAAGUAUUUCAUCAAAUAUUGAUUAUAUAUCUUCUGUCAUCCUGCUGUCUACAGAAUUUUAAUGGUAUGGAGCAAGCAAGAGGUGCUGGGAUAGAACAAUGCAAUGUGAUAGAAGAUACUCCCUCCGUCCCCUUUUAAAUGUCCCAUUUUACUAUAUUGGGAUGUCCCUAUUUAAUUGUCUCAUACCCUUUUUGGUAAAGUUUGUGUGGCUCAAAAUCAUUCUUACUUUAUUCUUACUUUAUCAAUUACUAUCAACCACACAAAAUCACUUUUCUUAAAACUCGUGUCACCCUCUUCCGGGACAUUUAAAAGGGGACGGAGGGAGUAUGUGUGAUAGAUACGGGAAGUUUGAUGACUUGUUUGCAGGAUUGGAUGAGAGCAUAAUGAAUAUCUCUGGAAGUUGGGCAGCAGCAGCACCUGUUGAGCAUCCUGCAAACACCACAAUGCCUCUGCAGGAUGGUACUGCGGGUGGGCUGGAUCUCUCUGAUAUUUCUUUUGAUACGUAUAAUAGCCUAUUAGGAGGCUUGAAUGUCUGUGAAGAAGAGAGCAUUUGUUUCCCUCGAUUUUGUACCCCAGCUGGUGGUGGGUAUCCUCAUAAUAAUUUCUCAGCACCGGAGGGCACCAGUAAUCAUAGUCUGCCACGUCCUAAGACCCCCCCUGAUGAAUGCUAACUAUAUGGAGCUAGAUGAUCUGAUGAAGCCAUUGUUCAUGUCACAAAAUUAUGAUGAUACUACUCAGAGUGAAAUGCUCACAGAUUAUUUUCCGUCAUACAACUCUUUCAUUGACGAAAGCAACUUUCCUGGCUGCAGUUUUCCUUCAUAUAGCUUCAGCCCAAAACAGUGAUCUCCCUAAAGAGGAAUAUAUAUACAUCUAAAAGGCGCUAGUUAACAGAGUGUUAGACUGCUGAGAAGGCCUUAAAAUGCAGCUCACUGCACAUACCCUCAUUAAACAUUUCUGGAUGUGUAGAACCAAGGCACAUUAAGCCAGAUGUGUUAUUCAUCUCUAUAGCGCACUGCACAUCCACAUCUGUUUUCUUUACUCUCUGAUGAUGGUAACAAUUGAUUGACGGUGGAUGUGCUAAAUCUUUUUAUUUAUUCAUCUACUAUUAUUGACAAGUUUGGCGAUGUAUUAGAUGAUGAAGUUGAUUUCUAAUGCAUAAUUAUCGACUUUUUUGCUGUGUUUAUAAUAGCUCACUCCAUGGUGUAUAGGUUGUCAAAUAAUUUGCAUGUUUCUUCG